GGCAAACGUAGAAGAAACGUUCUUGCGCAGUACAAAAGAAGUGUGUUGUGAUAUACGUUAUUAUAACGACAAGAGACAGCAAGGAGAAAGGUGGUGUUGUAUAGUUACAUGGAAAGUGAUAUUUUGGUUGAUGACGUGAUCUUGGGUAUUCCAGACGACGAGGGAUACACGGAACUCUCUCCCAGCCAUUCGACUGACAGCGGAUACAGUGUAAUGACCAGUCCCUGCUACUCUGUGUCCAGUGAGGAAGACGGCGACAUUUCUAUGAAGAACGAGGAAAUGUCUCUGUUCCCAGACGCCUUAGACAAAGAAAUUGCUGGAUAUCUGUCCAGUGAUAAUUCUAACAAUUCUGUCGAUAUCCUUUCAAUAGCUAAGCGUGAACUGAUUACACCCGAUUGUGACUUUAUUUCCGAGCAGGAAAAUGUUCCCAAUGCUGCCAUAACUGUGAAAUCCAUUCCUCCUUUUGAAGCACCAAAAAGGGAAACACGGAGUUCCAAAAAAGGUAAAAUGAAAGCUCUCGCAGAAAACAACGCGAAUCAAAGGACUGUCCACAACGCAACAGGAAAGAGGGGACAGGACUCGCUCACCAUAAAACUUCCACCAAUCAAACGAACUGUCCAAAACUCCACAGAAAAAAAGGCACAGGACAUGGACAACACACGACUUCCACCAGUCAAAGUAAUUAAAGUCAUUAAAACCCCAGCAAAUACUUCUCCUCAAGAAACACAGGACCAGAUUUAUGAAGCAAUGGAAGAAAGGAAUCGAAAAAAUGCAGUCCAGGCCAAAAUAAAUCGUGAAAAGAAGAAGGCUUACAUCAAGAGCUUAGAAGAUGAAGUAGAAGAAUUAAAAUCUGAGAACAAGACAUUAUCAGAGAAUUGUGACAAACUACAGAUAUCACACAAAGUGAUGGAAGAAGAACUAGAUUACCUGAGAAGUGUUCUGGCCAAUCAAAGUGCUCUCUCAAACUUGCUUCAGAACAUUCCUAAUGUAAAAAAUGUAGAACUUUCCUCUUCAUUCUCAAGAAAGAGGCAAUCCAUUGAUAAAGACCAUGACUAUCCUACAAAUAAGCGACCAAAGUUGGUAUCAGGCGGAGUGUGCCUUCAUGUUCAUCAGGAUAAAGUGUCUCUGGAAUUCUGUGCUAAAUGUUCAAGUGCUGCUGCCCAACAUGGAGAAAAUGUGUGAAACCUUGUGAUGUGUCACAGUCAGUGUGAAUGAGCAACUUGCCCAAAAGUGCAUAAAUCUACCAUGGGAUGGCCAGUCCCUAUUAUGGUGGUAUAAUGUAUCAAAAUUUGGCCCAAAUCCCAGCUGCAUAACAAGGUUUUUAAAAUGGUAACUUAAAUUUUUUUUUAUUUCACUGUUCACUUUGUUAUGCUUAGCUAGAAUUGGGCCACACAUUAACAUGAUCAAGGUUUCUGUAAAUAUUGGUAACAUUGACAGAAAAAAAGAACUAAAAAAAGAACCUCUGACUAUAUUGCAGAUCAGACAAGAACUUCCCAAGUGGAACAAAAAACAUAAUAACUUUGAUUUAGUUGUUUAUCAUGUUUAUUGUUUAUUUUGUUUUAUGACAAGACUUGAACAAUUACUAAUGAUUUACAAGUUUCUUUACAGAACAGUUUGGAUUUGCACAUCCCAUCCAAGCUGAGAUCUGAAGUCGCCAUCCAAUAGAUGUCUUACCAAAUUUGAGAGAAAUCGGAAUCGUCCUGAAAGAGUAACGGGCCCCACGAACUUCCUCUGUAAAGGCUGGGUAGUAUAAUGUAAACAGGUAGUAGUAGGUCACAGGUACGGUAUGGGAGGUCAACCUAGGGUUAAAGGGCAUAGGGGUAUAUUGAAAAAGAUGUCACUGAAAAAUGCUGUCUAAUGAAUACUUUUCAUUUUUGAAUGAAUGUAAUAUGUUGCCAUUAUAUUUUUCAUUUUUAUUGGAACAAUAAGGAUGUGUUCUGUAUUUAUUACACAAAGUGUAAUUUAUAAAUAUUGCUUCAUACUUCAUUUUACUUGUUUGUAUGCAUGCUCUACAUGUUAAGGGAAAAUAAAUGAGUUCUUAUGAUUAUUUCUUUGUUGUCUAUGCAUUAACAAGCUAUCUUUUCAGUUUACCAUUGACUGGUGAGGCAGAAUGAUGAUACAGUGAUUAAUGGCAGCUCUGAGAUGAAAUGUGACAUGCUGUUGAAAAUAUUCCAUUAAAAAAUAAAAGCUAUGUCGGGAUAAA
This is a messenger RNA of Saccostrea cuccullata (small rock oyster), 2203 nucleotides long. RefSeq lists its product as uncharacterized. Gene Ontology annotation, cellular component: nucleus. Gene Ontology annotation, molecular function: DNA-binding transcription factor activity, RNA polymerase II-specific; RNA polymerase II transcription regulatory region sequence-specific DNA binding. The transcript has 3 exons. Bases 109 to 1182 code for a protein of 357 amino acids. The record is from RefSeq and is a predicted model, not a curated record. NCBI's taxonomy places the organism in Eukaryota, Metazoa, Mollusca, Bivalvia, Ostreida, Ostreidae. Gene Ontology annotation, biological process: regulation of DNA-templated transcription.